This is a messenger RNA of Thamnophis sirtalis, 946 nucleotides long. Lineage: Eukaryota; Metazoa; Chordata; Lepidosauria; Squamata; Natricidae. The record is from RefSeq and is a predicted model, not a curated record.
GGUGUGGCUACCUAGUAGGCUUCUGGCCGAGUUGUUCCGACUCCGCGGCUGCCCUGGUGGGUUGGGAACUGGCUCUUCACUGAUCAAGGGAGAGAAGGGGAUCCCAAGGCGACCUCAGCGUCAGCGGGGCCUGGCAGCCAUGUCGCUAUUGUCCCUGCUAAUGCCGACCCUUUGGGUCUAUUUUAUCGGCUUUCGCGUAGCCCUGGAGCAGCUGUUUCGACGCCCCUUUCCGCUCUCCGUUUCCAAAGCAGUUUUUCCUCUUCAAAAUGGUAAUGUUGCCUUGGUAACUGGAGGAAGUAAAGGAAUUGGUUACCAUACUGUGAAGAAUUUGGCAAGACUUGGAAUGCAUGUUAUAAUAGCUGGAAAUAAUGAAAAGCAAGGCCAAAGAUCUGUGAUGAAAAUCAAAGAAGAAAUUAGGAACACGAAAGUGGAAUUUUUAUACUGUGAUUUGGCUUCUAUGAAGUCCAUAUAUCAAUUUGUUAAAGAGUUUAAGGCAAAGAAUUUCCCACUUCAUAUCCUGAUCAAUAAUGCUGCAGUGAUGCUGGUACCUGAAAAGAAGACAGAAGAUGGAUUUGAAGAGCAUCUUGGUGUUAACUACCUGGGACAUUUCUUGUUGACAAAUCUCCUCUUGGAUACCCUGAAGCAAUCAGGAACACAUAGCCACAAUGCUCGGAUUGUCACCCUCUCAUCAGCCACCCAUUAUGUAGGUGAAUUACAUCUUCAUGAUUUACAAAGGAGUUGCUUAUAUUCACCUCAUGGAGCUUAUGCUCAAAGCAAACUUGCCCUUGUAUUAUUCAGCUAUCAACUGCAACAUCUCCUGACGUUAGAAGGAAGCCAUGUGACGGUUAAUGUUGUAGAUCCUGGAGUAGUGAAUACGGAUCUCUAUCAGAAUGUCUGUUGGGCAGCAAAAAUAGUCAAGUGGAUGACAAGCUGGCUUCUCUUAAAG